Messenger RNA from Protobothrops mucrosquamatus (brown spotted pit viper), 1302 nucleotides. It is a transcript of the gene GABRD, whose product is annotated as gamma-aminobutyric acid type A receptor delta subunit. Gene Ontology annotation, biological process: nervous system process; signal transduction; monoatomic ion transmembrane transport. The transcript is spliced from 9 exons. Lineage: Eukaryota; Metazoa; Chordata; Lepidosauria; Squamata; Viperidae. Gene Ontology annotation, cellular component: synapse; membrane; GABA-A receptor complex. The record is from RefSeq and is a predicted model, not a curated record. Gene Ontology annotation, molecular function: neurotransmitter receptor activity; GABA-A receptor activity; extracellular ligand-gated monoatomic ion channel activity. The coding region runs from base 1 to 1302 and encodes 433 amino acids.
AUGUGUUUGGUGAAAAGAGCCCUGAAUGACAUUGGAGAUUAUAUCGGGUCAAACAUCGAAAUAUCCUGGUUGCCCAAUUUGGAUGACUUGAUUAAAGGAUACACCCGGAAUUUUAGGCCAGGAAUUGGAGGGCCUCCUGUUAAUGUGGCUUUGGCUAUCGAGGUGGCUAGCAUUGACCACAUCUCUGAAGCCAACAUGGAAUAUACGAUGACUGUCUUUCUGCAUCAAAGCUGGCGGGACCACCGGCUGUCGUACAACCGGACCAAUGAAACGCUGGGCUUGGAUAGCCGUUUUGUGGACAAAGUCUGGCUGCCGGAUACGUUUAUAGUCAAUGCCAAGUCAGCCUGGUUUCAUGAUGUAACAGUGGAGAAUAAACUUAUAAGGCUGCAGCCUGAUGGAGUCAUUCUUUACAGCAUCAGGGUUACCUCCACGGUGGCCUGUGACAUGGAUCUCACCAAGUAUCCAAUGGAUGAGCAGGAAUGCAUGCUGCACUUGGAGAGUUAUGGUUACUCCUCCGAGGACAUUGUCUACCACUGGUCUGAGAGCCAAGAGCAAAUUCACGGGUUGGAUAAGCUGCAACUUGCUCAGUUCACCAUUAUCAAUUAUCGAUUCACUACUGAACUUAUGAACUUCAAAUCUGCUGGCCGGUUCCCCCGCCUGAGUCUCCAUUUCCACCUGCGAAGGAACCGAGGGGUCUACAUCAUCCAGUCCUACGUCCCUUCAAUCCUCUUGGUGGCCAUGUCAUGGGUCUCUUUCUGGAUCAGCCAGUCAGCUGUACCUGCACGGGUCUCUCUAGGCAUAACCACAGUUCUUACCAUGACGACCCUGAUGGUGAGUGCUCGUUCUUCCCUUCCUAGGGCUUCGGCCAUAAAAGCGUUGGAUGUCUACUUCUGGAUCUGUUAUGUCUUUGUCUUUGCUGCACUGGUGGAAUAUGCCUUUGCCCAUUUCAAUGCUGACUAUAUGAAAAAGCAGAAACACAAGUUGAAGACCAACAGGCAGGCAGAAGAGGUCAAUGUGAAGAGCGCCAUUGUUAUGUUCUCUCUUUCGAUUGCGGGAGUCAACCAGGAGCUGGCCACGUCCAGCAGGCACCGCCGAGGGCCCCCAAACCCGUCUGGCUUGUAUGGCUCAGCUGAAGUAGAAACGGGGGACACCAAGAAAGGAGGGGCCCCAAAGCCCCAAACUGGUCUCAAGUCUCUUUUCAAACCCAUUGAUGCCGAUACCAUUGAUGUCUACGCAAGGGCAGUUUUCCCAGCUGCCUUUGCUGCCGUCAACGUCAUCUAUUGGGUGGCCUACACGAUGUGA